UUGGGUUUAAUCUUCUUCUUUUCCUUCAGAACUGUUAAAAUGGCGUCUUGCACUACAGCCUCUAAAUUCUCCAUUUCCAAAUCUAGCCCUAAAGCCCCAACCACCACUAACACCGCCACCGCCGCCAGGUCCGUCCUCUCUCUGUACAAACAGAAGUCAAUAGCCCGUCUCGCUCUUCACUUCUCCUCUAAACCAACCGCUUUCUCCAUCUCUUGCUCCCAGCAUCAAUCGCCUCCCUCUUCCUCCCCUCCUCCUCGCCGCCGCCGUCGGCCGGAGUACAUUCCUAAUCGCAUCGAUGACCCUUUAUAUGUCCGCAUCUUUGACACAACACUCCGUGAUGGAGAGCAGUCCCCGGGCGCCACUCUCACUGCCAAGGAGAAGAUCGACAUUGCCCGCCAGCUUGCCAAGCUUGGCGUGGACAUCAUUGAAGCCGGAUUCCCUGCCGCAUCUCGGGAGGACUUUGAGGCGGUGAAGAUGAUUGCGCAUGAAGUUGGCAACGCCGUGGACGAGGAUGGGUAUGUCCCUGUGAUUUGCGGGUUAUCGAGGUGCAAUGAGAAGGACAUCAAGGCUUCUUGGGAUGCUGUGAAGUACGCGAAGCGGCCUAGAAUACACACGUUUAUAGCUACUAGCGACAUACACAUGGAGUACAAGUUGAGGAAGACGAAGGAGGAGGUGAUUGAAAUUGCGAGGAGGAUGGUGAAGUUCGCUAGGAGCAUGGGCUGUGACGAUGUGGAGUUUAGUCCAGAAGAUGCCGGUAGAUCAGAGAGGGAAUUUCUCUAUGAGAUCCUGGGUGAAGUAAUAAAAGCAGGGGCAACAACUCUCAACAUCCCUGAUACGGUUGGUAUAACAAUUCCAAGCGAAUUUGCGCAGUUGAUUGCUGAUAUUAAAGCAAACACACCAGGAGUUGAGAAUGUUAUUAUCUCUACACAUUGCCAGAAUGAUCUCGGACUUUCUACCGCCAAUACUCUAGCUGGGGCAUCUGCAGGGGCAAGACAAUUGGAAUGCACAAUCAAUGGAAUUGGUGAAAGAGCUGGAAAUGCGUCUUUGGAAGAGGUUGUGAUGGCAAUAAAUUGUCGCGGAGAGCAUGUUUUGGGGGGACUUUAUACCGGAAUCAAUACAAGGCAUAUCACUAUGGCAAGCAAGAUGGUAGAAGAUUACACAGGAUUGCAUUUACAGCCACACAAGGCUAUUGUUGGAGCAAAUGCUUUUGCUCACGAAAGCGGUAUCCAUCAAGACGGAAUGCUGAAGCACAAAGGUACUUAUGAAAUUAUAUCUCCUGAAGAUAUUGGGCUUGAAAGAUCCAAUGAAGCUGGUAUUGUCCUUGGAAAACUUAGUGGACGCCAUGCUUUGAGAGAUCGCUUGAAGGAGCUUGGUUAUGAGAUAGAUGAUGAGAAACUUGGUAAUAUCUUUUGGCGUUUCAAAGCAGUUGCUGAACAGAAGAAGAGAGUCACUGAUGCUGACUUAAUAGCAUUGAUAUCAGAUGAAGUGUUUCAGCCAGAAGUUGUUUGGAAGCUUCUUGAGGUGCAGGUUACAUGUGGAACUCUUGGUCUCUCUACAGCAACCGUUAAACUCAUUCACGCUAAUGGGGAAGAGCGUGUUGCUUGUUCUGUGGGAACUGGGCCAGUAGAUUCAGCUUACAAGGCUGUUGACAUCAUUGUGAAGGAGCCUGUAACACUUCUUGAGUAUUCCAUGAAUGCUGUUACAGAAGGCAUUGAUGCAAUAGUCACCACCCGCGUUCUAAUUCGCAGAGACAACCAGCAAACAUCUACUCAUGCUUUAACUAGUGAAGAAGUUCAGCGAACAUUUAGCGGAACUGGGGCUGGAAUGGACAUUGUUGUUUCAAGUGUCAAGGCAUACAUCGGUGCAUUAAACAAGAUGUUAGCUUUCAAGGACAAGUUGCCAAUACAAGUCUCUGUAGAAAGAGCUUCUGUUCCCGCUUAAAAUAUAAGCUUUACACAGUUAUGUUGUGGCCUGUGUCGUUGAAACUAGGUUGAGAGUUUAUGCUGGGGGCUUUAAUGUAUGAGUUUCUGGACCUGUCCAAAGGAUGAAGACAGUAAUAUUCUGUCUUUGGUUCUGAUUAGUGUGAAUUUUUCCAUUUGUGAUUUAUAUGCAGGACGGUUUUUUGUUUCCCAAAGACGUUUCUCAAUACUGAUACAACAAAUUUCAAAUCUUGCAGGAGCUGUUGUCGAAGAAAGAGCCUCUGCAAAGAAGAUAUAGUCUUAUUUGCUCCAAUUCGGGGAGGUAAAAAAUUUUACUUUGUUUAUUUCUAGACUCCCAAAUUCCUGAAAGGAUCGACUGCGCCUCCGUAGGGGCAGAGUCCUAUGCAUAUGUGAAGUUAAGCUUGACUCGUUAUUACUUAUUAGUCUAUUAUUUUGCUAGCAUGGCACAUUGUAACUUCAAAUUAUCUUAGCAGACCAGUGAAGCAUGUUUUCAUAUAUUAUCUGGGUUUUUGUCA
Tripterygium wilfordii is the source of this 2455-nucleotide messenger RNA. Its product is annotated as 2-isopropylmalate synthase 1, chloroplastic-like. Gene Ontology annotation, biological process: L-leucine biosynthetic process. Gene Ontology annotation, cellular component: chloroplast. Gene Ontology annotation, molecular function: 2-isopropylmalate synthase activity. The coding region runs from base 40 to 1941 and encodes 633 amino acids. The record is from RefSeq and is a predicted model, not a curated record. NCBI's taxonomy places the organism in Eukaryota, Viridiplantae, Streptophyta, Magnoliopsida, Celastrales, Celastraceae. The transcript is spliced from 2 exons.